This is a messenger RNA of Alternaria atra, 906 nucleotides long. RefSeq lists its product as uncharacterized. Lineage: Eukaryota; Fungi; Ascomycota; Dothideomycetes; Pleosporales; Pleosporaceae. The coding region runs from base 1 to 906 and encodes 301 amino acids. Gene Ontology annotation, molecular function: nucleotidase activity. The record is from RefSeq and is a predicted model, not a curated record. The transcript is spliced from 2 exons.
AUGCGGUCCUUCUUGUUACUCGCUGCCGCGGCUCCAUUCGCUCAAGCCGUUCGCAUCGUUCAAUCAAAUGACGACGGUUGGUCAGAGGCAAACCUCCGUACCUUCUUCGACGUUUUGAACUCUGCUGGCCAUCAAGUCGUGCUGUCCGGUCCCGCUGAGAACCAGUCUGGCAGAGGUUCAUCCGACGAACCCCCGAAGACUGUCGAUUCAGACGGUUGCAUUCAUGCGUCCUGCCCUGGUGGAAGCCCACCAACAGGCGCAAAUGCGACAGACCCUCGCUUGAACUACGUGAACUCAUUCCCAGUCACCUCCAUCAAGCAAGGCAUCGAUGUCACUGCUCCCAAGCUCUGGAACGGUGCAAAGCCCGAACUCGCCCUUACCGGACCGAAUGUCGGAAGCAACGUCGCUGUUCAGGUACCCUUCUCCGGUACCGUUGGCGCCGCUGCAUAUGCGGCAAAGACGGCUCAAAUCCCAGCUAUCGCCUUCUCUGGCCAGACAGGCGACCCUAUCGCAUGGAACGUGCCCACUCCUUUCCACAGCAAGAUCUAUGCUGAUCUGGCUUUGAACGUUACCACCACCAUCAUCAACAGCGGAAAGCCCUACCUGCCAGCGAACACCUUCUUGAACGUCAACUUCCCCUCUGUAUCUGAGACCAAGUGCAGCGACCCCAGCAAGUUCAAGUACAUCUUCACUCGCAUUAACACCGGUCUUCUCAGUGCUCGCGACGCAAACUGGUGCGGUAGCACGCGCCUACCGUGGGAAGCGGAUGUUAUCUUGAUCCGAGGAAGCGAUUGCUACGUUACUAUCAGUCCUGGUGAUGCAAAUGACAAGACGACUACGAACGAUGCUGCGAUCCAGACUCAGAUCAUUAACAAGCUCAAGCCGAUCUUGUCAUGCUUGCCUUAG